AUGCAGGCUCGCAAGCCCAACCUGUACCCAACAUGCGUGUGCCGACGAUGCGAGCUCGAGAAGGAGGAUACCGAUCACGUCUGGAAAUGCCCUUCGGCAGCUGAGACCACCACUGAGAUCUGGAAGGAGGCCAUGGGCAAGAUUAAUGAGUGGGGUGUGCAGGCGACAAACAGCUACAACGCAGCCAGGAAGCGAGAAUACAAACGCGCGGUGGACAGAGGUCGUCAGACAGUCCUUCACAAGUUUGUUGGCUACCUGGAGGCGCAGGCCUCGGAGCUGAUCUGGAAACCUCGGUGCUCCGCGACGAUCGCGUGGGAACAAAGCCAGGGCAUCUCUGCCAAGGACAAGACAUCCAAGUACACAGGCCCCCGAGGUGACUGGAGUCAAGGAUACGGUUACAUCACGCACGAUGGUUUCUCGACAAUUGUUGCGCAGAGCCAGGUCCUGGACCGGACUGCGACUGGUGGAUGGUGCACUGAAGAGUUUGGUCUGUAG
Linnemannia hyalina is the source of this 495-nucleotide messenger RNA. The record is from the annotation of a GenBank genome assembly. NCBI's taxonomy places the organism in Eukaryota, Fungi, Mortierellomycota, Mortierellomycetes, Mortierellales, Mortierellaceae.